This is a messenger RNA of Syngnathus acus (greater pipefish), 2266 nucleotides long. RefSeq lists its product as uncharacterized. The transcript is spliced from 6 exons. Bases 267 to 1820 code for a protein of 517 amino acids. Gene Ontology annotation, molecular function: RNA endonuclease activity; mRNA binding. The record is from RefSeq and is a predicted model, not a curated record. Gene Ontology annotation, cellular component: cytoplasmic ribonucleoprotein granule; nucleus. Gene Ontology annotation, biological process: nuclear-transcribed mRNA catabolic process, RNase MRP-dependent; 3'-UTR-mediated mRNA destabilization. NCBI's taxonomy places the organism in Eukaryota, Metazoa, Chordata, Actinopteri, Syngnathiformes, Syngnathidae.
AGAUUAGUCAAGCAAGUUGACUGCAAGAAAUUUGGGAUGAAAACACACCGAGCGUUCCCUCACGAUUUUAUAAUCUGAAAGAGAAUGAACACUUUGGUUCUCACGGGAAGGAAAUCUCGACGUUUGACCUGGAGAGGCUGAAAAGCUUCAUAAGGUGGAACAGUCUGCACCAGGAAGAGAGGAUGGAUAUUUAAAUGACAUCCGUGGACUCCCCUCCCCACUAGUCACAGAGCAGUUGUACUCGAUGGCGCAUUUUCUGUAACACGAUGGAGCCCACUGGGUUUUCUCCAGACGAGCUUAAGUCCUCUCUGAGCCGUGGCCACCUUGAGGCCCAGCUGGACUUCUUCCAUAAGUUAGGUUACUCCACGCAGCAGGUCAGAGCCGUGCUCAAGAAAUACGGCCCCAACACGGACCGAAAUAAAGUUCUCGGAGAGCUGGUACGGAUGAGAGCCGACCUGAGGGCCCAGCAGGGGCCCGUGACCACUUUGUCGGUGCCGCUUACCAAAGAUGACAACCGGGCCGCUGAAUCGCAGAAGUUGCUGCUUGCUUCUCAAAAAGGGGGCAGCGAUGAUGAAAAUGCUCUGAGGCCCAUUGUCAUAGACGGGAGCAAUGUAGCCAUGAGCCACGGGAACAAGGAAGUGUUCUCUUGCAUGGGAAUCCAGUUGGCGGUGGAUUUCUUUUUGAAGCGAGGCCACACCACCAUCACCGUGUUUGUUCCAUCCUGGAGGAAAGAGCAGCCGAGACCCGAUGUUCCGAUCUCAGAUCAAAAAACUCUAGCAGAUCUGGAAAAGAAGAAGUACCUGACGUUCACGCCGUCACGCCGCGUGAGGCACAAGCGGGUGGUCUGCAACGACGACAAGUUCAUCGUUCAGCUGGCCUUCGACACCGGCGGCGUCAUCGUGUCCAACGACGUCUACCGUGACCUCCAGAUGGACAAGCCCGAGUGGAAGACUUGCAUCGAGGAGAGGCUGCUUAUGUACUCCUUUGUGAAUGAUAAGUUCAUGGUUCCCGAUGACCCACUCGGCCGAGACGGUCCCAACCUGGACAACUUCUUGCGAUGGUCUCCGAAGACUCCCCAAAAACUUCCGUGCCCUUACGGAAAGAAAUGUACCUACGGACUCAAAUGCAAAUACCUCCACCCUGGGCGAGCCAAGCAGUCCAAUUGCUUGCUCGCAGAUGAACUUCGAGAAAACGCAAAGCUCGCCCCCGCCGUUCCCAAAUCAUCCGUCAGAAGUCACGUCCCCGGCCAGAGCUGCUCAUUAGUCGAAGAUGCGGCAAGGAAAUUACCUCUGGGACUUGAGAAAGGCUCCUUGAAAAAAGACAAAGCGACUCACUGUUCGAGGCAGAAGACCUCGUGUAAAAAGGGGAAGAGCAGUUUGGGUUCUUCUGAUCACAGCUCUCAUAAGCAGCUCGAUUCUGGUAUCGGUUCUAUCGAGAGUCAAUCGGCGGAGGCUCAACAGCCUUACUGUCAUGGAGCAACAUCUGGCAGUUCCUAUUCCAUGCUGACGUCCCAUCCUCGGAGCGCACCGAGCUGCUGCUGCCUCCACGACUCCGCCUCAUGGCCAACAUUUCAAGACCAACAUCUCUGUCACAGCGUCAGGUCAGCGCAUCGGCACAGCGCCGACGUGACGCCCGCGGACUCGCCAUGGCAGACCGCCUACAGGGAGGAGAGGAAAGCCACACGUACGAAGCUCCUCGCUAUCUUCAGUACCGACUUGGUGGACGCGACCAUGAACAUGUUUCCGCUUGUGGUGGACCCUCAGAUGUUGGCUGCUGAGAUCAUCAUGAUGCAAAGUCACAAUAAGAUAAGAAACUGUUAAGUUGUGUACUUUUUGUACUGUGGUGACCAUCUUUUGUUGAAAUGCUUUUUUGGAAAUCUGUGAAUAAUUCACCCACUCAAAAACUCUUAUGAUGCCAUGAGAUUGCGUCAGAGUGCUAUUUUUGUCCAAAUGAAGCUCAUCAUGUCCUUUCCACAUAGUUACUUGGCACCACAGUGAGACAAGAUAGUAACAGAUGACUAAUUUUGUGUUAACAUCUCCAUUCACUUGGCACCAAGGUAAUAUAUAUAUUUUUUACUUUGGCUUGAGCACAAAAAUAGUAUCUAAAACGUAAAUUUGCAGAUAUUGUACUGCAAAAAUGCAGAGGUUCACUGUAUGUUACAGUAAACAAUGUUUCCGUAAUGAAUGGGACAAAAGUAUAAUUGGCACGUCUAUUUUAGUUCCUCAGUGCUGGAAAAAUAAAAACAAAUAAAUGCCCUGCCCUGCAA